Messenger RNA from Ziziphus jujuba (common jujube), 1899 nucleotides. RefSeq lists its product as uncharacterized. The record is from RefSeq and is a predicted model, not a curated record. Gene Ontology annotation, biological process: tRNA N2-guanine methylation. Gene Ontology annotation, molecular function: RNA binding. Gene Ontology annotation, cellular component: nucleus. Bases 189 to 1535 code for a protein of 448 amino acids. The transcript has 6 exons. NCBI's taxonomy places the organism in Eukaryota, Viridiplantae, Streptophyta, Magnoliopsida, Rosales, Rhamnaceae.
UGAUAAUGGUCCCACAGACCACCAAUAGCAUGAACCCACUUGCUUACGUGGCAAGAUUACAAUAACUACAUCAUGGUGAUCUUGAUCAAAUACCAUCAAAUUUAUCUGAGCCGUCAACUUGAGAUAUCAAUCUCUCACGUGUAUAAUAUCCGCCAAAAAUCAACCCCACCUUCAACAUCAUUCCCGCCAUGUUAGUCGUCACUCUUAGAACACUAGCUUCUUCUUCUUCCCCAUUUCUCUACAACCCCUUAGUACCAAAACCCUUCUCAAACCCUCACCCUAAAUGCAGAGCCACGUGCCCAUGUUCAUACCCAGCCUUGAGGAUAACACUCUAUGCGGGUUGCAAAUCCGAGUAUCAGAGCGAAAGGGGGCUUCAAUUCGAGACCGGCGAGUCGUUCUUCCGCCAUGAAAGUGCCACAGGCCGUGACCUCGGCGUGCUCGCCGCUUCGCUCUACAGAAAAUCCGAAGGAAAAUUGCGGGUUCUCGAUGCCUUGUGUGGCUGCGGAGUGAGGUCCCUCAGGUACCUCGUUGAGGCCGAAGCCGAUUUUGUUCUCGCGAACGAUGCCAACGAAGAGUACAACAGCGUUAUCUGCAAGAACUUGUCGAGGAUGGUUCCCAGCGGCCCCGGUGAUGAGUGUAGGUGGAGAGUGACGAAUUCCGAUGCCAACAGGAUUAUGACAGAGUGUUAUCUUCAAAGGGAUUUCUUCGAUUUCAUCGAUGUUGAUUCAUUUGGGAGCGAUUCCUCAUUUCUAAGGUCGGCGAUGAAUGCUUUGAGGUUGGAUGGAUUGCUGUAUGUUACUUCCACGGAUGGUUUCUCGUCCGGCGGUCACCGGCCUCAUCACUCUUUCGCUGCAUAUGGCGCAUAUAUCCAGCCUUUGCCGUAUUCGAAUGAGGUUGGUCUGAGAAUGCUUAUUGGUGGUGCUGUGAGGGAAGCUUCUGUAUUGGGUUAUCGUGUUGCUCCAUUGUUCUCAUACUAUGCAUACCAUGGACCUGUUUUCAGAGUCUUGCUUCGUGUAAAUCGUGGGAAGCUUCCUGAUAACAGAGAUUAUGGUUUCAUUAGCUACUGUGAGCAGUGUGGAAACUCUCAAGCAUUUUCUUGGGAUGAACUUGGUCAAAUUAGUUGCCUCUGCACUAACUCAAAGGUUUCUGAGUCAAUUAUUGUCUCAGGGCCACUUUGGACAGGGCCUCUCCAUGAUACUGUUUAUGUUCAAGAGAUGUUAAAUUUAGCUGAGGAAUGGGGAUGGACAGGCAGAGACACAGAAACCAGUCUUGAAAAAGUUUUGAAACAAAUGGUGGAUGAAAGUGACCCCAGAUUACCAUUUGGGUACAUCAAAUUGGAUGAGGUGGCAAGCCGUGCAAAAAUAAAUUCUCCACCCCUAAGAACCAUGAUGAGUGCCAUACAAAAGGAGGGGUAUGCAGCUAGUAGGUCACACAUUGUCUCCAAUGCAAUCAAGACCAACUGUCCGAUGACAGUAUGCAUUAGAAUUGCCAAGGAACUACAGCAAUGCUGCAGUGCUGAAAAUGUUGUCUCAUAAGUGCUGGAUAUGAAUGCUGCACAGCAAGUUUACACUCAAUGGAAGCGCUUGAUUAUGCACAAUAUCAUAAUCUGAAGCUAACUCCUAGGAUUGACAUUGUUACAUAAUGGAGAUUCAGAAAAUUUGAGGAAUAUGGAAAUGUUUGACACCCAACGAUAACCUGUAAGAGUUUCAUUAUAUAUCUACAAAUUGAUGGAAAGAGAGCGGAUCGAUUGAUCUCAGUAUCAUAACUUGGCUUCAACCAGGAAUCAACUGAAUACUUCCCCUACAACACUAGUUUGAUUUGAUUGAUACUCUUAUUAAGAGAAAUUUCUAAAUCAUAAUGGAAAACGUCGGUCCCGACUCUUGAAUGCUUUUUAUUUUC